CACUGUAAUGUUUUGACGAUGGCGCCUGGAACACCAUCAGGUAGUCCCCCGGGCGAAAAAACUAAAAACAGACGACCUAAAGACACAAAGUUUAAACAGCAGAAACUACCUGCUUGGCAGCCAAUUUUAACAGCCAACACUGUUUUACCAGCAUUUUUUGCUAUUGGAGUUGCCUUCAUUCCCUUGGGUGUUGCCUUAUUGGUUACAUCUAAUAACAUAACUGAGUUUGUUCUUGAUUACACAAAUUGUGAAAAUUCUCAACAGCCCAAUGAGACAUGUGCUGAAUUUUUUGAAAAUGUAAACAACACUGGUAAAAUCUGCCAGUGCCAAAAACAGGUGGAUUUACCUGAAUUUAAGGGUCAGGUGUAUAUGUAUUAUGGUUUAACCAACUUUUAUCAGAAUCAUCGUCGUUAUGUUAAAUCUCGCGAUGAUAAUCAACUUAAUGGUCAGAGUGUCGGUGUCAGCAGUUUAAACACUGACUGUGAUCCAUAUCGUACUGUCAAGGGAAAUGACUCUGAAGGUUAUGCACCAUGUGGAGCUAUAGCUAAUAGUUUAUUUAAUGAUACUUUCACAAUGACCUUUAACCAAACUGUUCAAGUAAAUCUGCUGAAGACAGGAAUUGCUUGGGUAUCAGAUAAGAGUGUCAAGUUUAAAAAUCCAAGUAAUUGGGACCAUAUGCAUAAACCACCCAACUGGGCACGACCUGUGUGGGAGCUGGACGUCAAUGUGACUAGUAACAAUGGCUAUAAAAACGAAGAUUUGAUCGUAUGGAUGAGAACAGCUGCUCUGCCAUCAUUCCGUAAACUCUACCGACGUAUUGAUCACUCACAGGCAGAAUUCAAAGAUGGUCUUCAAGCAGGAACUUACAACAUAACCAUAGAUUAUUCCUAUCCCGUGACGGCUUUCCAGGGUACUAAAAGUAUUAUCCUCACUACAACAUCAUGGCUUGGAGGGAAAAACCCAUUUCUUGGUAUCGCAUACCUCGUAGUGGGUAGUCUGUGUAUUAUACUAGGUGUUAUCUUCUCCGUUAUUCAACUUAAAUGGGGCAAAAGAGUUGGUGAUUUUGGGAAAACAUUUGCGCAUGAUACACGUAUCAAGAUAUGAUGCUCAUUCUGUAUCAGAAUGACAACUAGUAAAUAACUUAAUAGAUCAGUCGAUAUGGUGAAUAUUACUAGCAGAGAAGCAUACUAAAGAAAAAUAUCAACCCUGAUCCUAUUAAGAAACAUGUUGAGUAUAUCUGUGAUACCAAAUUAUAUCCUUCAGGCUUCAAAAUCUCAAUUGUUAAGCCUAGCUUAUGUCGCCCUACGACUCGACAACACUGACGGCGACUCGAAAUCGACGACUAGUUUAUGAUAAAUGAUCGGUCGUGACUACCUGAGUAGCCUGAGCGCUCUUACGACUGGUGUAAGUCGGACGGCAACCAGUCGCCUCCAGUUUCUCGGAAUCACAUGUUCUACUCUUACGACUGGAGACGACUGGCAGGUUAUCACUUGACAGUCAAGUGACCAAUUGUGGCUUCGAUUCUGUAACUGACGCCAGGCGACAUGAGCGCGCUUGCGACUAUGAUCAACUGGUUGCUCGUGGUUGCGUCCAGUCGUGGAUAAAUUCAGUCAUAGCGACAUAAGCUCUCAGUUGCCGUUAGCCGCCGUCAGUUUUAACACGUCGUAGGGCGAGAUAAGCAAGGCUUUAGCCACCGCGUCAAGAUUUUCAUUUUUUUUUUAAAUUUAUUGAGAGCGCCUGAUACUCAUUCUCAGUCAGCUGGCAAGAUCACCUAACAGAUAAGUUUUAUAUGAGCAGUUGAAAAUUCAAUAACCCAUAAUUUAUUUCACAUUUGAAGGAGGACUUUAAUUAUUGUGCAUUUUGCCAACACUAUUAUAUUUGUUGUUAUUGUUGAUUAAUUUAUAUCAAUGUAUAUAAUUGUAAUUAUUGAUUAUGUAUGUAAAUGUGAACGAUAUACAUUGUAUUUGUAUGUUUUCCUCAUCGAAUGUAUGCAUCUACGCUUUUUAAAAAUAAUUUCCUUUGAUGUUUUUCACUAAAUUCUUUUCACGGUGUGUGACUUUUGGGUUGUACAAUGCCCCUAUUAAUUUUCAAGGUUGGCCGAUAGUAAGGUUUUAUUGGAUUUGUUUUUUGAAACAAUAUUUUUAUUUAGGAUAUCUGAAUGGGAUUGGAUGUGAUGUUCUACCUUGCCCAAAAAACCUUUAAGAUAAUUUGAUUUGAUGUGCCAUUGUAUUCAUGGCAGAUUUAAUCUAUGUAUUUUGGUUUCUGCAAUGCCCCUACCUAAUUUCGAAAUGAUUAUUUUUUACAUUGAAUUCAUUUAAUCUAUGCUUUUGUUGGUAAAGUUGUCCAUCACUCGUGUCUAAAUAUUUUUUUAUGUUCUUAUUUGGAUUCCCAUCACAGUUAAUUUAUUCUUUUUGGGUUCUGCAUUAGGCCAUUAGAUUUUCAGAAACAAUGGAUUAAAAAAACAAGCAUAAGAAAACGAUAUACUUGUUGAACGAAAAUGGAAAAUGUUAUGUCUGAGUGCAUUAUUGAAUAGUGUUUAACUUUACCUAAAUCCAUUUCUCCCCAAAAAAUAGUUUAAUUGUUUUGAGUAAAUAGUGCAAUACCAAUUCAUGUAUAGUGUCUGUGUAUUUCAAAAUAUUAUUAAUGGUGCGACAUGAUCUUUGAUCAACUUCAUAGUUUUUUGUUUAAUAUGUAUUUCCCUUCUCAGCAACUAUAUAUUAUGUCACAAGUUUGUAUUGUCUGUAUUUUUAGCGCAGUUUUUUUUAUAAGCUCAGGUCGGUCGGUGCACGCUCUAGAGGAUAAAGUUAUUGUCCGAUUGACUUUAAAUUUAUACACAGUGUACAUGUAUAUGGUCUUGAGGCGAAGAAGGCUAUUAGUUUCCAGCAAUCUCUGCCAGGGCUAUGACGCUUGAGCCCUUUGAUAAAUCUUGUGGUCGCUUAUGUUUUUCAUGUUGUCCCUCUUCUCGUAGCACUAUGACCUCACCUCAGUAAGGAUAUACCUGGAUGACUCAGACUAUAGACCUGCAUGACCUGGACUGAACCCCAUGUCCACAUUUUUAAUUAAGAAAAAUUGUAAUCUAUCCUUACCAAAAGUAGCAUAGUGGACAAAGGGGAAGUUCGAGAUGUUCUUGAAUUUAAUUAAAAUGUUUUACAAUAACUAUUCAUAUUUAUUUUAUUCUAACUACUAUCCAUUCAUUUCUUAUUCUUUGUAUAUCUUCUUUUUUUUUUAAAUAUAAAGUCAUUCCAUACAGUA
Messenger RNA from Patella vulgata (common limpet), 3252 nucleotides. RefSeq names its product cell cycle control protein 50A. NCBI's taxonomy places the organism in Eukaryota, Metazoa, Mollusca, Gastropoda, Patellidae. Gene Ontology annotation, cellular component: Golgi apparatus; plasma membrane; endoplasmic reticulum. Bases 19 to 1104 code for a protein of 361 amino acids. The record is from RefSeq and is a predicted model, not a curated record. The transcript has 10 exons.